Messenger RNA from Daucus carota subsp. sativus, 1005 nucleotides. Its product is annotated as transcription factor HY5-like. Gene Ontology annotation, biological process: positive regulation of transcription by RNA polymerase II; regulation of photomorphogenesis; red or far-red light signaling pathway. The coding region runs from base 212 to 784 and encodes 190 amino acids. Gene Ontology annotation, molecular function: DNA-binding transcription factor activity, RNA polymerase II-specific. Gene Ontology annotation, cellular component: nucleus. The transcript has 4 exons. The record is from RefSeq and is a predicted model, not a curated record. NCBI's taxonomy places the organism in Eukaryota, Viridiplantae, Streptophyta, Magnoliopsida, Apiales, Apiaceae.
GUCCAAUCCAAGACCAAUAUAUGAAUGCCCAAACAAGCCCUACACAAAAGUGCAGCCCUCCACCCACAUUACUCUGCAGUACAAAACCCACCAGCCCCCCUUCUCAUAUAUCUCUUCAUCACCUCUUUCUCCUCAUAAUAUCUCCCAUAUAAAUCCACUCCUCAUUCUCUCCAACCCCCACAAACACUAGACCUCUCAGCAGCUAGCUGUGAUGGACCCCUCAGCCGCGGCCUCGUCGUCGACAUCGGGUGCAUCGAAGGCCAACUAUGAUCUGCAUGGUGGUGGCACUGGCGGCUCUUCUAACUCGGCUUCGUCUUCUUGGAAGAAUAGUAAUGCUGGCGCAGCUCAUUUCCCUCUGCCUCUGCAUAGCAAGGGUAAACUUGAAAGCGAUGAAGAUAUGUUUACAGUUCCUGACAUUGAAGCUCCAGAAGUGGCAGCUGCAAAAAUGGAACAGAAGGACUUCAAUACCGAAAACAAGAGCAAUGUUGCUGGCAGUGGUAAUAAUAAUAAAGAUGAUCAGCAGACUACUGGAAAACGCAGAAGGGGUCGUAACCCCGUCGAUAGAGAGCACAGAAGACUUAAGAGGUUGCUGAGGAACAGAGUGUCAGCUCAACAAGCCCGAGAAAGGAAGAAGGUGUAUGUUAGUGAUCUUGAGUCUAGAGCUACUGAGUUGCAGGACAGAAACUCUAAGCUUGAAGAGAAGAUCUCAACUCUCAUAAACGAAAAUACAAUGCUCAGAAAGGUGCUCCUGAACACUCGGCCUAAAACUGAUGAAAGUAGUUAAGCGAGCCUAGUAGUUAACAAAUUAUUAGUAUAUAGAUACACAUGAUGCAUAUGAUUUGGCCUUUCGAGGUGUUAUAUUAUUAGCUGCACAAUGUCAUUAAGAUCCUUAGAUGGUAGCUAAGCAGCCUUUAUUGGUUAUUUUCUUGAUCUAAGACUACUUGUAAUUGAGUUCUUGUAUAACUUGAGCCUACUAUAUAUAACAUAUUCAUCAUUUGAUCUUGA